Messenger RNA from Aplysia californica (California sea hare), 1358 nucleotides. Its product is annotated as ceramide synthase 5. Gene Ontology annotation, molecular function: sphingosine N-acyltransferase activity. Gene Ontology annotation, cellular component: membrane. NCBI's taxonomy places the organism in Eukaryota, Metazoa, Mollusca, Gastropoda, Aplysiida, Aplysiidae. The record is from RefSeq and is a predicted model, not a curated record. Gene Ontology annotation, biological process: ceramide biosynthetic process.
CGUCUUUCAAGAGUUCUCUAGACUCUCCCCUACGAUGUCGAAUUUGUGGCUUGGACCUCACGUGAGAUGGGAGGAUUUCUCCAGUGAUGACGUCACCGAGUUUUAUCCCAAAUUGUCUGAUUGCAUGGUCUGCCUCGUCUUCGCCGUCCUAUUCAUCUGUGUCCGGGUGCUGUGCGAAAAAUUCCUAUUGAAUCCCCUGGCUCUGUACCUUGGAGUAUAUCACAGAUCUUCAGUUACUGUGAAGCCCAACGGAGACCUGGAAAAUUGUUACAAGAAAUGGGGGACUAGGGUGCCUCACGAGGAGCUUAGGAGGAUGUCUGUGCGUGUUGGCUUGGCUGAGCGUGAGGUGGAGAGAUGGCUGAGGUCACGACGAGCAAUGGACCCGCCCGCCAUGCUGCGCUCAUUCUGUGAGAACGGAUGGCAUUUCCUCUAUUACAGUAGCUCCUCCUUAGCUGGACUUUUCUACCUCUGGGAUCCUGUCUCAGAUGGAGUCUUCUGGAUGUAUCAGAUUCAGAUGGGUUUUUACGUCAGCUUGCUGUUCAGCAUUCUGCUUCUCCGAGAUCACAAGAAAAAAGACAAGACAACGAUGUAUGCACAUCACGUGAUCACUCUCUUCCUCCUGGUAGCCUCCUGGGUUACAAACUUGGUCAGGGUUGGAACCCUGGUCCUUGCAGUACAUGACGUGGCAGAUCCGGGACUGGCGCUGGCAAAGAUGGCCUGGCACGCCAAGAGGAAGGCAGCAGCAGAAAAGAUUUUCUUCUUCACCAUCUUGCUGUGGGUGCUCUCCAGGCUGACGAUCCUGCCCUUCGGGAUAAUCCGCAGCAGUAUGUUUGAGACUCAAGAGGUUAGCGUGAUCGGCCCUGAUGCCGGGCUGUUCUGGGUUCUCAACGCAUUGCUAUGUGCGCUGGUGUUUCUUCACAUCACCUGGACGAUCAGCAUAGUCCGCAUAGCCAUGCAGAAAUUUACUCACGGAGAGUUACAACGAGACGUGCGGAGUGAGACGGACAGCUGCAGUGAUCAAGGAACACCUGAGACAUCUGCUAUCUACCAGAACGGGAAAGCUAAAUCGACUUGACGACAGAAUGACUGCCACAACUUGCCUACCGAAUAGAUUCAUUGCCUUCCAGACAGAUACUGUACAGGCCCCAAGUGUUCACAGGAGAAAACUGCUUCAUCGCUCUCCUUGUUGACAUUUAAACCAUUAGAGAUUAUGCUGUUGUUGUUGUUGUUGUUGUUGUUGUUGUUGUUGUUGCUGCUGCUACUUCCGCUGCUGCUGUUGCUGCAGCUGCUGCUUGCAUGUGCCUUUAUAAAUUUUGUUUGCAAAAGUCACAAAAACAAGUUCAUCGUUUUUACUGACA